This is a messenger RNA of Thunnus maccoyii (southern bluefin tuna), 2549 nucleotides long. It is a transcript of the gene tmed4, whose product is annotated as transmembrane p24 trafficking protein 4. NCBI's taxonomy places the organism in Eukaryota, Metazoa, Chordata, Actinopteri, Scombriformes, Scombridae. Gene Ontology annotation, cellular component: Golgi apparatus; COPII-coated ER to Golgi transport vesicle; endoplasmic reticulum. Bases 83 to 742 code for a protein of 219 amino acids. Gene Ontology annotation, biological process: Golgi organization; endoplasmic reticulum to Golgi vesicle-mediated transport; positive regulation of canonical NF-kappaB signal transduction. The record is from RefSeq and is a predicted model, not a curated record. The transcript has 5 exons.
UCCUCCCGCAGUGGGGUUGACGUGAUGACGCCAGCGCCGGCGCUUCCUGUGCUGAUGUGCGCAAAGUGAAAGAGGCUACAUAAUGCUACCUGUCCCUGCGGCUGGAGUUGUUUUCAUAUUAGCUUGGAUUUAUCCAAGUUACGCACUCUACUUCCACAUAGGAGAGACGGAGAAGAAGUGUUUCAUUGAGGAAAUUCCAGACGAGACCAUGGUUAUCGGAAAGUACAGGACUCAGCUGUGGGACAAACAGACCAGUUCCUUCCUUCCAUCCACCCCUGGCCUUGGGAUGCAUGUGGAGAUCAAGGAUCCAGAUACAAAGAUUAUCCUUUCUCGUCAAUAUGGGUCGGACGGACGGUUCACCUUUACCUCCCACACUCCUGGAGAACAUCAGAUCUGUCUGCACUCCAACUCCACCAAAAUGGCUCUGUUUGCAGGAGGAAAACUGAGAGUGCAUCUGGAUAUUCAGGUUGGAGAACAUACCAACAACUAUCCUGAAAUUGCAGCUAAGGACAAACUCACUGAGCUGCAGCUGCGAGUCCGACAGCUUCUAGACCAAGUUGAACAGGUCCAGAAGGAGCAAAACUACCAGAGGUAUCGCGAGGAGCGGUUUCGCAUAACGAGUGAGAGCACCAACCAACGUGUCCUCUGGUGGUCCAUUGCUCAGACGCUCAUCCUCAUCGUCACAGGCAUUUGGCAGAUGAAGCACCUCAAAAGCUUUUUUGAGGCCAAGAAGCUGGUGUAAUGUCAGUCUGAGCAACACCAGCAUAAGGAAACAACAGACAAAUGAAAAGACAGACUUGACUUACCUGAAUGGAGAGAUGCCCACCCACAGUGCAGAAAACUCCAAAAUGAGACAUGCGACCUUAAUAUCAGCCUUUAAAUGGUAUGAGCAGAUUCACAGAGGAAGUUAUAAAUCCUGGGCAAUGUUUUUUUCAUUCUAAAUUUUUUAAGCUAUUGUUAUUUUUUCCCUUAGCAUCAAUACCGUAGCACAACAUUCCACUUGCCUUUCCCGUUUUGGUUGUUGUGUUUUCCUGAUAACACUUGACAUCUUUCUAUCUUCACAUGCAGGAGUAAGCAGAGAAGACAACAUUAGUGAACUGAGAUUGUUUUUUUGGGUCAUGCAUGAAUGGAUGGCCACUGCAAUAAAUAAUGUGAGAAUGAGAAUGUUAAAGCUGUCACAAGUAAUAAUCAAGUUGGUUAUUGAUACCUGGUUUUACGUUGGUCAUUUUUUGUCAUUGUGUUGCACACAGUUUAUUUCCAGGUUUUAUCAUUUCUAACUAUAGGCUUUCAGCAGUGCUGUAUACAGUAAGUGGUCACACUUAUGCAAAUAUUAUACUGGCCUUGAUUUCUUAGAUGUCCGUUUGGAAACACUUUAUUUUAACCCCCUAUUUCACAUUUAUGAACCAUGUAUAAAUGCCUAAUAAAUUGUUUAUAACACACUGUGAGUGGGUAUAAAGACAUUUUAAGUGUUAAUCUAUUAGUCAACAAUUAAAACUUCUAUAUAGCAUACUUAAUGAUUAAUAAUAUGGUAUGACCGCUCUUAUAAUUAUGAAUAUAUACAUACAUGAAAACAUCCUGAGUGUUAUAAAACAUAUUAACUGUUAAUGCACAUGUACAAUGUUAUCUUGAAAAGCAAAUGAUAAUUAUUGUAAAAUGUAUUAUUAGAAAGUCAUGGUAUGAUGAAAACUCGAGGACAUGUUAAUUCUUGACCUCAGAAAUAGUAGUUUGACAAAAAAAAUCUUAACUCGGGUUCCACUUACUGGAUUUCUCUCGGAGAUUUCAGCCUCAUUAAAUAUAAUAGAUAAAUCUAUUAUGUGUGUUGUUUUUAAGUAGUUUAUAUGAUUGCAAAUGUUAUAUUGUCAAUCAUUCAUCAGAUGUUACAGAUAGUUUACAUCUAAACCAUGUAUUAAGUGUUUAUACAUGGUUUAUAAAUGUGAAAUAGGGGGUUAAAAUAAAAUGUUGCCACCCAUCCUUCUACCAGACUGUAUAGUUUCUAGCUGUCCAAUUUUCUGUACAUUGUAUUAGAUAGGUCUGUAGAUACAGUUUGUGAUACUCUUUCUGGCAAAUAACUGGUAUCGCUGAUCAACUAUCCUGUUCAUUUUCUAAUGCCUUGUACAAUUUGCAUGAUAUACAGGUAUUUAAGUUUAUUUGUUUUUUUAAAUUGUGCCACCAGGUUGUUUUGCUUCAUCACAGCUUAUUUAUUGAGCAGUCAUAGCCUGUGUUUUAUUGCUGAGCUAAAGCCAGAUUUACUGUAAUUUCAUAAACUAUUCUGGAUUCCAUUCAUCCAUGCUGGGCAGCAUUUUAAUACAUCUGUAAAUUCUGUUAAUUCACAUUCAUAAUGAUGAAGAACUUAACAUUGUGAGUCAGUGGGUUUCCAAUUUUGAAAAGGUUUUCAUAUUAUACAGUUUAUAUUUGAGUCCAGUUCUUCAGAUGCAAUAUAAUUGGGCAUUCAGUUCUAUUUAAAAAAGAUCAUCACUCCAAAAUGUUCCUGUUUCUAACUGUGGUCUUGAUGUCACCUCCAUGUGCUUAAUAAAGACACUUUGGCUAAA